This is a messenger RNA of Marasmius oreades (fairy-ring Marasmius), 1739 nucleotides long. RefSeq lists its product as uncharacterized. Bases 513 to 1628 code for a protein of 371 amino acids. Gene Ontology annotation, molecular function: metalloexopeptidase activity. Lineage: Eukaryota; Fungi; Basidiomycota; Agaricomycetes; Agaricales; Marasmiaceae. The transcript is spliced from 6 exons. Gene Ontology annotation, biological process: proteolysis. The record is from RefSeq and is a predicted model, not a curated record.
GAGACUCUCGCGUACUUACGCCUCUGGGCCAUCGCCCGCUCUCCCGUGUUUGCUCAGAUACAUGUUCAACGUCUCUCCGGAACUGGAUAUGGCGAAGAUCCACCGAAGUCUGAUGUUACCUUGAAGUAUCAGCGACCCGAAUUCGGCACCAUCCAAAUUUUGUAGGAGGAAGAUCCGUAUGACCUCAACUCGCAUGGUGCGCUAUGGUGCAAUGUGUCGCGACAUCCCCCCUCGCCUAUACCAGGUUGAUACCUUCAAUUACAGCGUCAAGGCUCUGAAUCCACAGAAGCCUUAUCAAUGUUGUACAGUAAUCUUGACCUUAUGCUCUACCUCGUCUUCCUCCAUGCUUCUCAAGAUGAUUUUCUUGUCCAGUUGAUUGAGCCAUGCGCAAGCACCCUCGCUGACCUUUCAGACUCGAGUUGCCAAGAAUUCUUCCACACGAACGAGAAUCAUCGCCUAACUAUAAAGGGACGUAUUCUCUAGAUGAUUCCGCGUUCAAACCCUUGACGUUCAUGAGGCUCCAGGUCUUCCUUGCGCUCGCUGCUCUGCAACUUGUCAAUUGUGCGCCUAUUUCUCACGACGAGAUUUUGGCCAAUGUCGCAAAGAAUCUUCGCCUUCUUAGCUUAGAGGACGGAGCUGAUCCUGUGUGGAAGACCGAAGUUGAGCUGAUGCGCGCGGGGAAACACUUUUUCGAUGUUACCGAGACCUAUGAACUUGAACAAAAUCCGCCGGCGGUGGAAAAUUUUGAGUCCUUUGCUACAUAUCCUUCCCCUUCGCACCAGACUCGAGUCAAGCCGAUAUUGAGCACAAUCUCGGUUUCAAAUAUGGAGUCUUCGCUUUCUUCUCUUACCGCUUUCAACAACCGUUACUAUCGGUCUUCUACCGGUGCCGAUGCCAGCAACUGGAUCCUGAGUAAAGUCAAGAGUAUAACUUUGGGACGCUCUGAUAUCACUGCUUCACUAUUCACCCACAGUUGGGUACAAUCUAGUGUGAUCGUUAAAAUUGCCGGAACCACUGCUUCUUCUCCGGUUACGAUUCUUGGUAGCCAUCUGGAUUCGAUCAACUUGAACAAUCCGACCAGUGGAAGAGCUCCGGGAGCGGAUGAUGACGGUACAGGUACAGUGAACCUCAUCGAGAUUCUUCGUGCUUUGGUUGCUUCUGGUUACAAACCCAGUACUCCUCUUGAAUUCCAUUGGUAUUCUGGUGAGGAAGCCGGCCUUCUGGGAUCCCAAGCGAUUGCUACCAGUUACGCAAAUUCGAGAGUCAAUGUCAAAGCAUUCAUUCAGCUUGAUAUGACCGGAUAUUUCAAACCGGGUUCGAAGGAGGUCAUCGCGCUUGAAACCGAUUACAUCGACGCCGGAUUAAACACCUUCUUGAGAAGCAUUAUUGGCUCCUACUCAUCUCUUCCUGUUGCCAAUGAUACACCGUGCGGCUACGCUUGCUCUGAUCAUGCGAGCUGGUACAAAGCUGGAUAUCCAACUGCUUUCCCCUUUGAAGCAGUCACUGGUAAUGAUAGUCCUGUCAUCCACACUAGCUCGGACACCACAGCCUACUCUGGGUUUUCGUGGUCUCACUCGCUUGAAUUUGCGAAGGUAGCUCUUGCGGCUGCGUACGAACUUACCGUAUAAAUUGGAGCAGUUCAUGGGUGUGAGGAUGUAUAGUAAAUGAACCGAAGAAAUCUAAGAAUUGUUGUGCACUCUUGACAUGACACUCUAUGCAAACCGUUAACGAUGUCUGCG